Molecule: messenger RNA, 2850 nt
Organism: Tripterygium wilfordii
Lineage: Eukaryota; Viridiplantae; Streptophyta; Magnoliopsida; Celastrales; Celastraceae
Product: nucleolin 2-like
Exons: 9
Coding region: 298-2385 (695 amino acids)
Biological process (GO): regulation of mRNA stability; mRNA processing
Cellular component (GO): cytoplasm; nucleus
Molecular function (GO): poly(A) binding
Source: RefSeq, a predicted model, not a curated record
UCUUACAUACAAGGGAAGCCCCAAAAAGCCAUUCACUCUACCGCGGAAGUUCAAAUCUCGAGGAUUUCCACUCCACGAAACCCUACACUAUCUUCUUCCCAUGCCAAAACCCAACAUCACCGACAGAUUUUCCCUCACUUUCCGAGAAAGUUUCCUCAACUGUCUGCGUUAAUCGAAUUCCUCGCCCCUGCGCUGCCUAUAGUCGGUUGCAUUUGAACACACGUCGAUUUAGGGUUUGUUGGGAACGGCGUCUGGAUUGGAUAAUUGACAAAGAAGAGGUCGAUUAAGGUUUCUGAGAUGGGAAGCGUGGAUGAUCAGACUUUUAGGGUUAAUUUUUCUAGCGAUGGAGUGAACUUGUUGAGAGAGACGGUGAGAGAUCAGCUCAAGGAGUUCAUGGGAGAUUACACUGAUGAUACUCUUGUGGAAUAUGUGAUUGUCUUGCUGAGGAACGGUAGGAGCAAGGAAGAAGCGAGGAACGAGUUGAAUGUCUUUUUGGGGGAUGACAGCUAUUCUUUUGUAUCUUGGCUGUGGGAGCAUCUGUCUUCAAGUUUGAAUCUGUAUGUACAGCAUCAAGAAUCUUAUACAGAUGAAGCAUCAAAUACAAAACUUGUGUCGGAGGACAGUGGUGUAAAAACUGAUUCUCACCGCUUGGAUGCUGAACAAGAAAGAGGAAAGUCUGAUAAGCUAUCUAGACACCGUCAUAACAGGGAAUGGAGAGGAUUAGCUAGGGAUGCUGCUGAACCACCUCCUCUUCGGAGCUCUAAGGCUGAAAAUAUUCAUUUUGAGGAGAAAGUUCAUCACAAAGUAGGUCACCCUAGGAGAUCUCCUACUUCUCUACAUUCAGAUCAGAGGAAAAGGAGUCGACCUGAUGAGCGACCAUCCAUGAAGAGGGAGGCAGUUUCUCAAGCAACUAUUAAUGCCCCUAGAAGGUUACUCCAAUUUGCGGUGAGAGAUGCGGUUGGAACUUCUAGACCAUCUACUUCAGAUAAAGAACCUUCACUGAAACGUCUUCGUUCUGUGGUUUCUGCACCUGUUGAAGACAUGACAUCAAUUGAUCAUCCUCAGAGGAUUCGGUCGGUUGCAAGAGUUCCAAACCCAAUGGCAAGAGUAAUCAAAGCUGUGGCCGAAGCUGCCGAAGAUGCAUUAAAAGUCAAAUCUGGUGGAAGUGUGUUUGAUCGACUUGGUCGUGGUAUAAAUGUUGCGGGGACUGCUGAGCAGAUUGCAGAUUACACUGAGGGUGUUGUGGAAGAUGAAGAAUAUGAUGAUUUUAACCAAAUUCAGGAGGGAACUCAAUCUAUCUAUCAUCUCAAAAGUGAUUAUGGCGGACAAUAUGAUUCAGAUACGACUAUGAUGCAAAGUGAAACUGGGUUGCCCUCUGACUCUAUGUCCAAGAAUGAUGGAUAUGAUGAAGUCAAUGUCAUGGGCCGCAGGGUUACAGAUGUUCCCCACACUGACACAUCUGGUGAAAACCGUGCUGGAGGAUCUAUAAUACUUCAGCAUGGUGUGGCAAAGAGUGAUAAUAUGCGAAUUGCAUACAAAGAUCAUGCUCAAACUGUUGCUUCAGCAACUGCUUCUCGUAAUAUAUUGGAUAUUUCUGUGAAUGUAAAUACCCGGAAGCAUUCUCAAUAUCAGAAGCCAGGUGAUGUUGCAGACAUGAAUGUUUGGAAUUCUGUCCAGAAGGGUGAUUCAGGCUUUGGCAAAUCUGGGUUGCAACUAAUGAAGGAGAACAACAACCUUGUCACUGUCAGUAAAGGCAAUGCAAAACCUGCUCAAGACAUUCCGGAAGAGUUUCAGAAGACGCAACCAUCUGCUCCUGGUUUACCAAUUGCUGGUCGUCCUUUAGAGGAUGCUGAUUCUCGAACCAUUUUUGUUAGCAAUGUGCAUUUUGCUGCUACCAAGGACAGUCUUUCUCGUCAUUUUAAUAAGUUUGGGGAAGUACUGAAAGUGACCAUAGUUACUGAUGCUGCAACUGGACAGCCAAGAGGGUCAGCAUAUGUAGAAUUCAUGCGAAAAGAGGCAGCUGACAAUGCAUUGUCUCUUGAUGGAACCUCCUUUAUGUCGCGGAUUCUCAAGGUUGUGAGGCGGAGCUCUGGGCAUCAAGAAGGUGCUCCUAUUACGACAUGGCCUCGCAUAGCUCGGGGUUCUCCAUUUGCUGCUGCCAGGUUUCCUCGAGUUCCUUUUCCAAGAGGCAUGUCUGGCACAUUUAGGCCUCGUCUUCCAAUUAAAGUUGGUGCCAGGAGUUUUCAGUGGAAGCGAGAUGCACAGCCCACCCAAGCUGAAAGUGGUGCUUUUGUACCUGGGGGCACUGUUCCCUCCCCCACGGCUCGUAGUCUCACCUACAUCCGAACAGAGUCUAAGGCAGAUGGGAGUGCCGGUACCACUUAAUUAAACAGCUCAUAUUCUAUUCCGCUAAUGUUGUGUUGAGCCAUGUGCCCAUGUUAACCGGUCAAAAAUAUUCACUCAAGAACUACGAUGAAUCCAAACUCGUCUUCUGUGAAUGGCGUACGACCCUUGCGUAGAUGGAGAUGUUCCCGGAAUAGAUUAGCAGAUUGACUAGGAAGGCUUUAUUUCUUAGCAAAUAUUUUGGCGUUUUAUAUCUUGAUUGGGAGGAAGAGGGACUGAUCUAAAUCCUUUCCCUGGAUGCAGCUUUUCCUGCCCUGAGUUACAGAUCCUAUCAGAUUGAAAUUUUGUUAAUAGGGUGGAUGGGUGGUUGGUCUAUUUUGUUUUGGGGAUCAUUAUUUUUCUCCUAUUGAAUUAUUAUUGAAAAAAAUUGAUGAAGAAAAUUUUUUUUUAUAUAUAUAUAUAUAUGUACAGAAAAAGAGAACUGGUUGGUUGGCUUUCGUUUGAUCA